This is a messenger RNA of Mytilinidion resinicola, 447 nucleotides long. RefSeq names its product mitochondrial import protein Pam17. Gene Ontology annotation, biological process: protein import into mitochondrial matrix. The record is from RefSeq and is a predicted model, not a curated record. The transcript is spliced from 2 exons. The annotation marks the transcript as partial. Lineage: Eukaryota; Fungi; Ascomycota; Dothideomycetes; Mytilinidiales; Mytilinidiaceae. Gene Ontology annotation, cellular component: PAM complex, Tim23 associated import motor.
CUCACCUGGAAUCGCUUCCUCCACCUGCGCAAAAUCCGCCGUCGCAUCUCGCUCGUGUCGUCGAUGAUCAGCGCGGUCGGUUUCACAGGCGCGGGGAUUGUUACGUUGACAGAGCGCGAUCUUGAUUCCUGGGGCGCAGCGGCGCUGGGCGCGGAUCCGAUGAUUGUGCUGGGCUUGGGCACGGUGGGGUUCGCGGGGGUGGGGUGGUUGCUGGGACCGUUUUUCGGGAAUGCGGUGUUCAAUGCUUGGUAUAGGAAUGUGAGGGGACAGAUGGAGGUUAAAGAGCGAGCCUUUUACGCACGAAUCAAAAAACACCGUGUCGACCCCACCGCAUCCUCCCUCUCGAACCCGGUCCCGGAUUACUAUGGCGAGAAGAUCGGCAGCGUGGCGGACUACAGGCGGUGGUUGAAAGACCAGCGGGCGUUUAAUCUGAAACGUGGAAGCUUU